Clarias gariepinus (North African catfish) is the source of this 1829-nucleotide messenger RNA. It is a transcript of the gene rhbdd1, whose product is annotated as rhomboid domain containing 1. The transcript has 7 exons. Lineage: Eukaryota; Metazoa; Chordata; Actinopteri; Siluriformes; Clariidae. Bases 424 to 1536 code for a protein of 370 amino acids. The record is from RefSeq and is a predicted model, not a curated record. Gene Ontology annotation, cellular component: membrane. Gene Ontology annotation, molecular function: serine-type endopeptidase activity.
UAGAACUUAAAAAAAAAAAUGCAUGAAAUUUUUUUACAUAAUUUCCUUUCUUUUCUUAAACACCUUGUCCAUCUGUCAACAAGCUUUCAUAUUCCGUCGUAAAAAAAUGUUCACGGCUGAGCAUCAAGCCAUAAAUGCACCGCUGUCUUUACUUCUUCAUCAGAAGUGAAUCUUUGUCCUCGUAGUGCUGCUUUCAGGAGACCAAACCAAGGCGUGAAAGUUCGUUGAAGCAAGAUCAGGACUAUAGGAAGGACGCUUUAACGCCUCAAAAUCAAGUUUUUGCAGAGCGUCGACAGCGUGUGCAAACAUGUGCGGGCGUGCAAGAUCUUAAAGCAGUCCUUUUUGCGUUUGAUCCGUCUUCAGCUCUUCAAUAAGCGUCUCACUGUAACGAGCGCUGUUGAUCGCCGAACCUUUUUCCUGAUAAUGUUCCAAUACUUCUGGCCCUUGAGAGUCCCAGAAAAGUGUAAACAUCAGUUUUCCAGCUUUUCUGCAAAAAGAAAACAAAUCAGCAUUCAGCUGUGCUGUAGUGUAACAGGGUGUGUCUUUCAGAUGCGUAACAGACAGCGAGGAGUCGGUCUUGGCCUGAUCCUUCUGGCGUCUCAGGUCUUCCAGAUCGGUAUCGACAACAUCCCUCCUGCUACGCUCGCCGCGCUCGGCCUCAACGUCUACCUCUUCCUGUUUCCUUUCAAGCCUUUGUUACAGACAUGUGUAAGCGUCCAGAAUGCGUACUGGCAUGGGGACUGGCAUCGUCUCCUGCUCUGCCCUUUUCACCACGUAGACGACUUGCACCUCUACUUCAACAUGGCCUCCUUGAUCUGGAAAGGCAUCAACUUGGAGCGCAGACUCGGCACCGCCUGGUUCGCCUACGUCCUGUCCGUCUUCUCGCUGCUGACCGGAUUGGUCUAUCUGCUCCUGGAGGCGGGGCUAACGGAGAUCACGGGCGAUUACUCCUUUAGCAUGCAGUGCGCCGUGGGGUUUUCCGGUGUACUCUUCGGGCUGAAAGUCCUGAACAAUUAUUAUAACCCUGGGACGGUUAAAUACAUCAUAGGGAUUCCUGUUGCCAACCGCUAUGCCUGCUGGGUCGAGCUAAUCCUCAUUCACAUUAUGAACCCUGGGACUUCGUUUGUCGGGCACCUGUCUGGUAUUUUGGUCGGGCUUCUAUACACUACAGGUCCUCUCAGAGCGCUUAUGGAAACAUGUUCAGGUUUAGUAAGUGGUCACGGAAACUACGGCAGGCCUCGGACAUACUACAACUCUUCAGGUUAUAGUGGAUACAGAAUGCCCUACACCCCGAACACAUCUCCCUACCCUGAGCAGGGUAACUAUAGCCGAGCCCAGCCGUCUGCACCUCCUCAGCACCCUUACACGGCCGGUCUAUCGGAGCAGGAGCAGUACGAGGCAGCCAUUAGGGCCAGCCUGCAAGACAGAGGACGGCCAGCUCCCAGCCGACCACCAUACGGGUCCAGGGCCAGUUACGAGCCCAGCAUGGAGGAAAUGCGCCGGCGCCGACUUCAGCGUUUUGACACGUUGGAUUGAAAGAGGAUAGGCAUUUUAAAGCUUUUAACCUUUAAAGACGAAUGUUUACAACAACCUUUCGAAAGGUUCUCUCAGGAUCGAUAAUGUGGCACAGAUGGACGCUGAAAAUCCUGUAUACAAUGUUAGAAUACUACAGAAAUAAGAUCAUGUUGCAAUGUAUUACUGAUUAUAUUCUUUUAUAAUCUGCAAUUUAUUUACCUGCUAAUAACUUGGACUCCUUUUAUAAUUUGUUUAUAUUCAUUUAUAUUGGCUAAUGAGGAAUUCAGUUGUGAUCAAAUAAAACGUUGCAUUUU